Messenger RNA from Sphaeramia orbicularis (orbiculate cardinalfish), 9126 nucleotides. RefSeq names its product nucleosome-remodeling factor subunit BPTF. Bases 196 to 9126 code for a protein of 2976 amino acids. Gene Ontology annotation, molecular function: RNA polymerase II cis-regulatory region sequence-specific DNA binding; zinc ion binding. The transcript has 36 exons. Gene Ontology annotation, cellular component: NURF complex. NCBI's taxonomy places the organism in Eukaryota, Metazoa, Chordata, Actinopteri, Kurtiformes, Apogonidae. The record is from RefSeq and is a predicted model, not a curated record. Gene Ontology annotation, biological process: regulation of transcription by RNA polymerase II.
GUCUGCAGGGGACCCAGAGCGGGACACCGGCCAUUCAGUUUAAGCUCUACAGGCUGAAAUCUAGACCGGGGCUUGGUGGGGACCUGUGGGGACCGUUGCCCGAUCUGUUGUUUAUUUCUUCCCCUUUUUUCUCCGGUGUGUGUGUCCAAAACGACCACCGAAAUUGAAGCGGAACAGCAGAGACUCUCUCCUACAAUGAGGGGGAGAAGAGGAAGGCCGCCCAAACAAGCAGCCGUGAUGCGGGAAGGUUCACCCGGGCCAGUCCGCGGCUCUCGGGGCGGCAGAAGUAGAGGGAUGCGUGGACGGGGAAGGGCCAGAGGAAGGGGCCGAGGACGUGUAGGAAGUGGCGGCGGUUGCUGCACGGGCUCUGCGGAGGUGGAUACAGAAAUAUCUGGUCGAGAGAACUUUAAUUCGUCCCGGGGCCGCAGGAAAGUUGGAGGCUUUAGCACGGCGGCGGCCGCGGCAUCGCGGGGCAGAGGAGGCAGAGGGAGAGGCAGGGGGUCGAGAGGCGGCCGCGGCAGUAGAGGUGGAGUGAGGCGGCCUCAAACCAAGGUAGUCUACGACGACAACAGCGAUGAAGAGGAUGAUAAUUUAAGCUACAGGUCAGACGAAGAUGAACUCCUGAACGACAACCCCUCGUCGGAUCUUGAAGAAGAAGAGGCCUUGGGUAACGACUCUGACUAUCUGGAGGAACUACCAGAGGAUGAUGAUGCCAGCUACUGCACCGAGAGUAGUUUUAGGAGCCACAGCACGCUCGGUAGCACUCCAGGCCGUAGAAGGAGUAGGGCACUGCGACCACAAUCCCCCAUCUUUGAGGCAAAGGACAUUCCUUCCCUGGAGCUUCCCAAGUCCUCUGAGGACCUCCUGGUUCCUACCUCACAGCUUCUUAACGUGUCUGCGGUCUACGAGGUGCUCCGCAACUUUGGCACCGUGCUUCGGCUCUCUCCAUUCCGCUUUGAGGACUUUAGUGCAGCGCUGGCCAGCCAGGAACAGUGCACACUGCUGGCAGAGACCCACAUCUCCCUGCUCAAAGCUAUUCUCAGAGAGGAAGACACUUCCAACACCACAUUUGGUCCUGCUGACAUAAAGGACUCUGUGAACUCCACUCUGUAUUUUGUGGAUGGUAUGACCUGGCCAGAGGUGGUCCGUGCGUACUGUGACAGUGAUCCGGAGUACCGGCACAUUCUGCCUUUCCAGGAUGGUGAGGAUUAUCCAUAUGAACCUCUGGAGAGUAAAAUCAAAGUUCUCCAGUUUCUGGUGGACCAGUUUUUGGCAACAAACAUUGCUCGGGAGGAGCUUAUGUCAGAAGGUGUGGUUGCAUAUGAUGAUCACUGCAGGGUUUGCCAUCGUCUUGGUGACCUGCUGUGCUGUGAAACAUGUUCAGCUGUUUACCAUCUGGAGUGCGUGAAACCACCUUUGCAAGAAGUGCCAGAGGACGAGUGGCAGUGCGAGGUGUGUGUGGCCCACAAGGUACCUGGUGUGGCUGACUGCAUCCCCGAGGUGCAGAAGAGCAGACCAUUUCUUCGGCAACUCCCGGUUGGUUAUGAUCGGCACCACCGAAAGUACUGGUUCCUGAACCGACGCAUUGUAGUUGAGGAGGAUGGUGAGCAGGAGGACAAAGCCAUCUGGUACUACAGCACUAAGGUCCAGUUAGCUGAGCUCAUAGAUUGCCUGGAUAAGGAGUAUUGGGAGGCAGACUUGUUUGCAGCACUCGAGGAGAUAAGGGAGGAGGUGCACACGCAUAUGGACAUCACUGAGGACCUGACCAACAAGGCCCGUGGCAACAACAAGUGCUACCUUACUGCCGCCAAUGAGGAGAUACUGGAGCGGUUGCGGGCCAAGAAGGAGGAGGAGCUGGAGGAGGUGAAAAGACGCGCUGCUGAAGAGGCAAUGAAAGCUCGCCUGGAGAAGGAGAAGAAGGAGGUGGAUGUGGAGAAAGAAGACGAAGAGGCCAAGAUAAAGGACGAGGAACAGCAGCAGGAUGAGGUCAAAGCUCACGCAGUGGAGGAGGACGAGGCCAAGGAAGGGAUCAGAUCUGCCAUAAAGGAGGAGAAAACUGGAGUUGUGGAAGCUCCGCCCACUGGCCAUGAAGGCAUCAGGGGCAGUAGCAUAUCAGAGGGACCUGUAUUCCCAACACAAACCACCUCCACCGCUGUGAGCUGUGGUCGGGUCACUGAGGUGCCAAAGCCCCUGACAGAGGGACGUCCCCCUGUGGAGGUCACUGACAGCACUGAAGAAAACCCUUCACUAGAUUCUGCUUCUGUCAUUGGUGAUGGCAUCCCAAGUCUGAGCCAACCUUCGCAACCUAGUGAGGAAAACAGCAAUAGCAGCAUAGGAGUACCAUCGAGGGGUCCUGAACCCCCAGACCUGGCCGACAAGUCUUCCCAAUCAUCUCUUGCAAGCUUUGAUGAAACGGGUGAUAGUAAAGACUCAGCUAAUGGUGAGACAACAGGCCUCAGUAAUAAGAAAUCUUUAGCAACUCGCAUGGUGACGCGGCUGAGGAACCCAGACAGCAAACUGAGUCAGCUCAAGAGCCAACAGGUGGCUGCUGCUGUUCACGAAGCCAACAAAGGCUUCAAGGAGGGCAAAGAGGUACUGGUAGUAAAUGCACAAGGCGACAUCACCCGUGUCAGCACACGCAGCAGCAAAGAGGUGGUUAUGAAGGGGACCCUCAACCAGUUCUUCAAACUGGGUCAGGAGGGAAAAUACCGUGUCUAUCACAACCAGUACAGUACCAAUGCACUCGCCCUCAACAAACACCAGCACAGAGAGGACCAUGACAAGAGACGGCAUCUGUCCCACAAGUUCUGCAUGACACCAGCAGGAGAGUUUAAGUGGAAUGGGUCCAUCCACGGCUCUAAAGUUUUGACCAUCUCCACACUGAGACUCACCAUCAUUCAGCUGGAGAACAAUGUUCCAUCUCCGUUCAUGCACCCUAACUGGGCCUCACACAGGACCAACUGGAUCAAGGCAGUUCAGAUGUGCAGUAAAGCCAGAGAGUUUGCACUGGCUCUGGCGAUCCUGGAGUGUGCCAUCAAACCUGUGGCUACGCUGCCUGUCUGGAAGGACUCGCUAGGCCACACCAGGUUGAACCGCAUGACGUCCAUGGAGCGGGAGGAAAAAGAGAAGGUGAAAAAGAGGGAGAAGAAGCUAGAAGAUGAGGAGACCAUGCAACAGGCCACUUGGGUCAAGUAUACGUUUCCAAUUAAACACCAGGUGUGGAAACAGAAGGGAGAGGAGUAUCGAGUUACUGGCUACGGGGGUUGGAGUUGGAUCAGUAAGACUUACGUGCAGCGGUUUGUCCCCAGGCUUCCCGGGAACACCAAUGCCAACUACCGCAAAGAACUGGAAGAUGCCAAACUUGGAAAGAAAUGUACCCUGCUGGACUUGAGUCGAAGGCCAAGUAUAACCGCAUCAGAAGCUCAGGGAGCCACUGCCUUUAGCAGUGAGGCAAAAGAUCAAGACACGUCUAUACCGUCUGAGUCUGCAACAGGUUCUCUGAAGUCUGUUGAUGAGGUAGAGUCAAAUGAGAAAUUGGGGGAAGAAACAAAAGAAGAUGCUGAAGAAACAGAAAAGUCUAAGGAAAUGUCAGCAGAUGAAUGUGCUCCAAAGAUGGAGGUGGACCCGGCAGAUACACGACCACAUGAAGAGCAAAGGUCCAGUGUUCAGGAUGAUAAGUCCACCACAAAGGAGAAACCCACUGAGGGCCCUGAACGACCCUUCAACUACGAUGUAGUGGACGUCAGCAAGGGCUUCCUCACCCGCAUUGCUUACAAGAAAAAGGUAAAGGCCUCUAAGCUGGAUAGCCUCCUGGAGCGCAGAGUGAAGCAGCACGUCAUUGAAGAGCGACAGAGGCAACAGGAGUCUGCCUCUAAACCUCAGACUCCUACACCAGUUUCAUCCACUUUAGUGACUCUGAGCACUCCGGUCCGGCCACGAUCACCCCUCAAGCCCCAUGCUCUGGCUCAGACACAGCUCCCAGGUGAUGAAGAUGUAAAAGGGGAGGAGAAAUCUUCCACAACACAAAAUUUGAGACUAGGGAACAUUGGAACACACAGUCAGUCUGGACUGUCUAAAAAUACAGAUGAGAUUAUUUUGCCUCCUUUUCCCUCUCAUGUUACGGACUCCACAUCCAAAGAUGGUUGUAGUACAGGUACAGGUGAAGAUUCACCUUCACCGCAAAACCAAACUCCCUCCAUAUCCCAGAAAUUGGAGGCAGACUUGGUGGAAAGGACUAUGGGGCCAAAAGAAACUAUUUCAAAUAGUUCAGGGCAAGAGGAUGUAAAAACAUCUGACAUACAACAGACAGUAGCAGGGGGAAUUCACGGCUCUUUUUUGCAAAAAGUAGACAGUGUACCAUCAGAUCUUAUGCAGGCUACACAUAAUGACAGUAUAGGAUCUGAGGUACCCAACUUAAAACUGGACUCAGUCAGGACACCUGCAAGUGUUUUUGGACAAAAAUGCAGUCAAAACACAUCUCCUUCCACACCUUCUCAACAAAGUCCAGAAUCUAUAAGCUCAAUGCGUUCAGGUGCAGAGGAGAAUGGCAAAGGGCCAGAGGAGAACCUGGAAAAUAUGCAAGAAAAUGACAAAAAUAGAACUGAAGACAUGUGCUCUCCAGAGCCAGUUUCUCCUCUUCCUCAGGUAAAUGGUAAUGAUGGCUUGGGGAGUGAAAGCACAUUGAGUAACUCUGUAAUGAGCCCAAAUAAUGGUGUGCUUAGCCCACAGCCUAAGGUGAACAGUAUUGGUAGAGAUGAAGAAAAAGGGCUGGCUGUCUCACUGAAAGACAGCGCACAGCCAAAGCCUAUAGUGAAUGGAGAUAUGACCCCUGUUAACGAUAGCACAGACUCUGUGGAUAAAACCUUGAGCCAGGCGUCCAAGGCAGAAGUACAAGGCAAGACAACAAUAUUGGACCAGGACUACAGUCCACCAGUGAAGAUCACAAAAGUGCAAAACAACAUAGAUGGGCUUGGAGCUAAUAAUCAAAGCACUGUCCAACACAACAGCACACCCCCAUUUCAUUGUGAGGAAACAAAACCCAGUCCUGUGAUCAAAAUAAUCAGAAUGGCCCCCUCUCCUAUACCGUCUGCAGAGGAGUCCAGUCUAAGUGAUGACUUUGCAGAGGAGAAUAGCAACAGUGGGACAACAGAACCACUUAAAACCUUCAUCACCCAGGUAACCACAACAUCCACAACCACCACAACGGUGGUCUCCACAGAGAAGACGAUAGCCAAAGUGCCAUCAAACACAUCAGAUGGAACAACAACAAAGAGCAGUGCAGUGUCCACUCUUACUACUAUGACUACGACUGUGACCAAAAUCUCUUCAACUGGGAUUGAUGGUCAGUCAGAGGACAGCCAAAGUGAGGCUGUGACAAAAGAACAGAAGACAGUGCUCUCUGCCUCUGUUAGUAAAUCAACAAUCGAUCCCAGUGGUAAAACCUCAGUGUCUUCUCUUUCUGUGAGCCAGGAGGACUGGUCCUCAACAAGGGGACGUGUCCGGUUACUCAAAUUCUCCCGCACCAAGAAGACUCGCUCUGACACUGCCCUUCCUUCUUACCGCAAGUUUGUCACGAAGAGCAACCGCAAGAGUAUUUUUGUAUUGCCACAUGAUGACUUGAAGGUACUGGCAAGGCGAGGUGGGUUUCGUGAAGUGCCGAUAUUUAGCUACAAUGCCAAGCCGGCGCCGGACAUCUGGCCAUACCCUUCACCCAGACCCACGUUUGGCAUCACCUGGAGGUAUCGUCUGCAGACGGUGAAGUCUAUGGCUGGUGUGAGUUUGAUGCUGAGGCUCCUGUGGGCUUGUUUGAGGUGGGACGACAUGGCCGUCAAACCAUCAGCAGCAGUCGGCACUACACGUACAGAGACAUCAGAAACUGAAAUCACCACCACUGAGAUCAUCAAGCGGCGGGACGUGGGACCCUAUGGCAUUCGCUCCGAGUACUGCAUUCGCAAAAUCAUCUGCCCCCUGGGUGUUCCCGAGACUCCAAAAGAAACCCAUACACCUCAAAGGAAGGGCCUUCGCUCCAGUGCCUUGCGCCCCAAGAAAGCUGAACCUGCCAAACAGACGGGUCCAGUAGUGAUUGAGACCUGGGUGCCUGAGGAGGAGCUGGACCUCUGGGAGAUCAGAGCCUUCUCAGAAAGGGUGGAGAAAGAGAAGGCUCAGGCAGCAGAGCAGGCUAAGAAACGUCUGGAGCAGAAGCCCGGCACAGUUACAGCUACUCCAACAGGGACUCCCACAGCACCUGCCUCUACACCUAAAGUCAUUGUUGGUUCACUGUCGGGCCAGGGCACCCCUAACACCAAGGUGGUUCUGUCCACCAAGAUGGGCUCUAAUGUCACAUUCCAGCAGAGCAAGAACUUCCAGCAGUCAUUUGCCACCUGGGUCAAGCAGGGUCAAAGCACACAAGGUGCAGGUACUGACACCUCCGUGACCACGUCUGGUGGACACACUUUCCAGAUUACAGGAACAUCAGUGAGCGGAAAGGUUGUGACCACCAAGCUACCGCUGCCCGCCAACAGCAAGAUCGUCACAGUCAAUGUGCCAACUUCUCAAGGAGGUGUGGUUCAGCAGAAAGUGUUGGGUAUCAUCCCAUCCAGUACAGCAGGAGGUGCUCAGACCUACACCGCAUUCCAGUCUCGCACUCCUACACUCAACAUUAGACCCAAUACCCCAGGCUCUCAGCAGCAGGUUCUGGCAGCUGGUGGUCAGAUCCGUCCAGGAAUGACGGUGAUCCGAACCCCAAUCCAGCAGACAGGAGCCAUGGGAAAGACGAUACUCAGAACACCCCUCAUGGUCCAACAAGGUCAGGGCGGACAACAAGUAGUGACACAGAUAAUUCGUGGCCAGGCAGUUUCCACAGCAAUAUCUGGUGCAAGCCCUGUUGCCACGGUCACUGGCCAGGGGACGAGCAGCCCCAGCUCAGGACAGGCAGCAGGACAAACGCCAACCGGGACGCCUCGGGCCCAGGGGCAAGGCCAGGUUAAACUCACCCUGGCACAGCUCACCCAGCUCACACAGAAGCAGCAGGCUGUGUCAGACGUCGAUCGGCAGGCUGGAGUUGGUGGUACCCAGCAGGCUCUGACAGUGAUGGUUCAAGGUCAGGGUCAGACCACCGGCCAGCUCCAGGUUAUACCUCAUGGGAUGACCGUCAUCCCAGGACCUGGUCAGCAGCUCAUGCAGGCGGCGUUGCCCAACGGCCAGGUGCAGCGCUUCCUUUUCACACCCAUUGCUGCAGCUGCAACACCAACGUCAAGCACAGCCACCACUGCUCCUGGACAACCCAACUCCACCGCCACCAAAUCCCCAGCCCAGCCCGCCCAACAGGCCGCAGCCCCCGUCCAGGCAGGGGCAACCCCCCUGGCCACCACCAGCACCCCUUCAUCGGCCACCCCUCAGGGCCAGUUACCCCCACAGACGCAGGCCCACAUGCCCAUUCAGUCGCCCACGUCUCUGCAGGUAAAAACACAGGGAGGAACCACCCAGCUGCAGCUACAGCAGACACCCCAACUCAUCAGCGUGUCUGGACUGCAGCAGCAGGUACAGGUGUUGGCCCAGCUGCAGGCCCAGCAGGGUGGAGGCUCUCUGCCACAACACAUCAAACUACAGCUUCCUAUCCAGAUACAACAGACUGGGACCACCUCAGCUCAGGGAGGACAGAUUGGGAACGUGGUGACCAUCCAGGCUGCCUCUGUGCAGGAGCAGCUGCAGAGGAUCCAGCACCUCAGAGAGCAGCAGCAGCAGAAGAAGCGUCAGGCCGCAGAGGCCAAGAGGGAACAAGCCCUCAACGCCGCCAGCCAGAGCGACAUCAUUCAGAAACAGGUGGUGAUGAAACAAAACGCUGUUAUCGAACACUUAAAGCAGAAGAAAACCAUGACACCUGCGGAGAGAGAGGAGAAUCAGAGGAUGAUUGUAUGCAACCAGGUGAUGAAAUUCAUCCUCGACCGAAUAGACAAAGAUGAGAGGCAGGCAGCUAAGAGGAAAAAGAAAGAAGAGGUGGUGGAGGCAAAGAGGAGGUUGGCCAACGCCAGCAAGCUUUCCUCACUCCUUUAUCGGCACAAAGAAAGCCUCAAGAUGGAGAUCUUGAAAAAGCGGGCUCUUCUAGACAAGGAGCUGCAGCUAGAGGCCCAGGAGGAGCUGAAGAAGGACCUGUUGCGAAUGCGCCGUGAGAAGGAGAGGGCUCACGCUGCAGCCCAGCAGGCAGCACAGGCCGCCGCUGCAGCAGCACACAGUCAGCAACAACACGCCCUGGCACAUGCUCACAGCAUCACAGCUCAACACCACCUCACGACAGUCACCUCCUCACACAAGAGAAAACGGGAGGAGGAGAAAGAGACAGCGUCAUCUGCUAAGUCCAAGAAGAAGAAGAUGAUCUCGACAACAAGCACCAAGGAGAGCAAGAAAGACACCAAGCUCUACUGCAUCUGCAAGACACCCUACGAUGAGACCAAGUUUUAUAUCGGCUGUGAUCUGUGUACCAACUGGUAUCAUGGCGACUGUGUGGGGAUCACAGAGAAAGAGGCAAAGAAAAUGGACGACUACAUCUGCGUAGAGUGUAAACGGGGCCAACAGAGCAGCACAGAGGAGCUGUACUGCAUAUGUCAGACGCCAUACGACGAGUCCCAGUUCUACAUCGGGUGUGACCGUUGCCAGAACUGGUACCAUGGCCGAUGUGUGGGCAUCCUGCAGAGCGAGGCCAACCACAUCGAUGAGUAUGUUUGUCCACAGUGUCAGUCAACAGAGGACGCCAUGACAGUCUUCACCCCACUCACUGACAAGGACUAUGAGGGCCUGCGCAGAAUCCUACGCUCAUUACAGGCACAUAAAAUGGCGUGGCCAUUCUUAGAGCCGGUGGACACGAAUGAUGCCCCAGACUACUACAGGGUUAUCAAGGAACCAAUGGACCUUUCUACCAUGGAGGAGAGGUUGCAGAAGCGCGAGUACAUCAAGCUGACGGAGUUUGUAGCGGACAUGACCAAAAUCUUCGACAACUGCCGCUAUUACAACCCCAGUGACUCGCCCUUCUACCAGUGUGCCGAGGUUCUGGAGACCUUCUUUGUCCAGAAGCUCAAAGGCUUUAAAGCCAGCAGGUCUCAUAACAACAAACUACAAUCAUCAGCUUCUUAG